This is a messenger RNA of Cloeon dipterum, 1809 nucleotides long. RefSeq names its product N-acetylglucosamine kinase (gene Nagk). The transcript has 7 exons. The record is from RefSeq and is a predicted model, not a curated record. Gene Ontology annotation, molecular function: N-acetylglucosamine kinase activity. Bases 168 to 1280 code for a protein of 370 amino acids. NCBI's taxonomy places the organism in Eukaryota, Metazoa, Arthropoda, Insecta, Ephemeroptera, Baetidae.
UCAAUAGCCUGCGCCAGCAGUGUGGUCGCCGCGCCUCGCAGGCAGAGAAAGCGCCGCCGAGCAGCCCGAAGGAGCCGAAACAGACGAGCCGCAGUUUACUAUCGCCAUUCAGCAGGACUGCAUCGAUUUUUGGCACAGAGGACGGGAGAAAUCAGGGCGCGCGAAAAAUGUCGGACAUCAUAUUCGGAGGCAUCGAAGGAGGUGCUACGCACUCAAAAAUUGCGCUCUACAAUGGACUAGGAUCUAAACUGGUGGAGUGCGCUGGCCCUGGAACGAACCAUUACUUGACAGGCAUGGUGGAGUGCCAAAAGAGAAUCUUCAACAUGGUCCAGUUGGCGAAGAGGACGGCCAAAUUGCCCGAGGACACCACCCUGGCCGCCCUUGGUCUGAGUUUGAGCGGCUGCGAGGACGACCUGGGCAACGCUCAGCUGCGGGACGGUCUGCAAGAGGCGUACCCCAACCUGAGCAAGGUGUACCACGUGUGCAGCGACACUGUGGGCGCUGUGGCCACCGCGCUUGAGCACGGCGGCCUCGUCAUCAUCGCGGGCACCGGCUCCAACACCCUCCUCCUCAACCCCGACGGCUCCGAGGGCCGCUGCGGCGGAUGGGGCUACAUGCUCGGCGAUGAAGGCAGCGGCUACUGGAUUUCCCACAAGGCGAUCAAGACGUGCUUCGACAAAGAGGACGGUCUGGUAGACACACCCUACAGCACCGACCUUGUCUGGCAGCUGAUUAAGGACCACUUUUCCAUCACAGACAGAUUCGGCCUGCUCCAACACUGCUACACGAAUUUCGAAAAGUCGUUCUUCGCCAGUCUGUGCAAGAAGUUAUCCUUGGCAGCCAGUCAAGGUGACGGCCUCUCCAAGUGGCUCUUCCAACAGGCGGGUCGGGAUCUAGCAAGAUUCGUCGUCGCCGUCUGGCCUCAAGUACAAAAGCAACCUCUAUUCCAGAAACUGCUGGAGCAGCCGGGCGGUCUUCCAGUAGUUUGCGUUGGCUCGGUGUGGCUUAGCUGGGAACACCUGCAGCCCGGCUUUGUGGCUGAGCUGGCGGCGCACUCUGAGAUCAGGGAGCUGACCCUGCUACAGCUGAGGAGCAGCGCGGCCGUCGGCGCCACGUACCUGGCGGCCAGAAUGGUGCACGCCGACUUCCCUGCCGACUACACCAGCAACUACCAGGUCUUUUUCAGCUACCACAAGGAGAAGCAGGCCAACGGUGUGGCCAAGAUGAACGGAGACACCAACGGCACGCACGUCACCAACGGCCACGCCAAAGUUCAAUAGCUCACUUGAAAAUCAAAUUAUUGAAUUACAAAAUUCAUGUUAAUGUCGUCCAAGAGAAAAAUUUUAUAUAUGAUUUUAAAUGAAAUUAUACACAGAAUGUAUUUAGAGAAUUUCAAGCUCCUCUCGAAAAGUUCCAUUCCAACUUGUGCCAACGAGGAUGGUUUUUACAAACGUGGAUGGCAAGAUUUACAAACUAAUCUUUUGACCUGAUUACAAAUAAGGUGUGGAUUUUCAUUUGAUUUUUGAAGUAUGCUGCGCACUUUUCAUUAAGAGUAAGGCUUAAAAAAAUGUUGUUGCACCGAAUGCGCAGGUUAAAAUUGUGAGUUGACCCAACACAGUGAAUUGUAUAGUAGAGAGUAAUGAAUAAUUUUGAGAUUGAGUUAUUUGCUAAGCAUUGAAAUGUUAAGUUAGAGUUAUAAACCCCAUGUUUUAGUGCAGGUACCAUGUUGAAGCUGUCUAUUUUUAUAAUAUAAACACAUGGCAAGUUUUAAACGUAAAAUAUUUCAAUAAAUUAUGCUAUUGUCCUGUU